Molecule: messenger RNA, 5479 nt
Organism: Stegastes partitus (bicolor damselfish)
Lineage: Eukaryota; Metazoa; Chordata; Actinopteri; Pomacentridae
Gene: usp53a
Product: ubiquitin specific peptidase 53a
Exons: 17
Coding region: 962-4072 (1036 amino acids)
Biological process (GO): response to auditory stimulus; protein deubiquitination; sensory perception of sound
Cellular component (GO): cell-cell junction
Molecular function (GO): cysteine-type deubiquitinase activity
Source: RefSeq, a predicted model, not a curated record
GCCUGCGCGCUGUGGCCGUGGCACAGCGGUGUUACAGUAGUAUGGCAGACUGCUGCAGUAAAUACAGUGUUGAAGAGGCGGGGUUUGACAUCUCGCCGCUGAAAACAUCUCUAAUCCAGUAUUUCAGGUGCCGAAGUCGAGCGAGCGACCAUUGCUCACCACCGCCGCGCAUCAGCGAGCCGCAGCGGGGACGCACGCCUCCGAAGCCGGAGUAAAGCAAAGAGGAAAAGUGGCCGCUGGUGGACUCCGAAGUGGACAAAAGGAAAGAAAGAAAGCCUACAAAGGGAAAAACCAAGAGGGAGUGAAGUUUCACCGGGAGCACUUCUCUGUGUGUUUUUUUUUUCUUCCUUGACAUAACCAGCGACUCCUUCGGCUCUUCUUCCCCCGAAACUCAACCGCUCUUCACCGGAGGAUAUUACUUUUUAUUUUAGGGGGCGCUUUAUCCUCUCAUAUCCCAGCUGCGUUUGCUGUCUCGACUGGAUACAACUCUACUAUGGGUGAACCUUUGAGGGGGACAAUCAUCUGCUGCUGAACGUCCUCCAGGGCAUCAGGACCAUGUGGCUAGCUUUGCUCACGGGGGUGCACAAUCCCUUCUGAAGCUACAGGAUGGUUAAAACACGUUCCCCUGUGGUUGAGAUGCAUCUUAUCAGACAGCUGAUUAACAAAGGUUUGCCAAAACGAAGACUUGGAUUGUAAUUUUUUGGGAUUUUUCUGUUUUCCUUUUUUUUUUUAAAUCUUAAAGACUUCUCAGUAAACAAAGAAAGCAAAAAGACCUUCUCCGUGAGCUGCAGACAUGGACUAGAAGCCCAUGUGUAGCGGGGCAGCUGCUGCAGCUUGUGGAAUAACUUAGCCUCGGACUUUUGGGGAGCCACUCCUUCAGGGGCCCAGGGAUCUGAUCCCACCAACACCCUGCCCUGUCACCUGACGCUCCCACCUAUCUAAAGGCAGACUCCACUAUCCAAUGGCAUGGGUCAAGUUCUUCAGGAAGCCGGGGGGCAAUCUGGGGAAAUCGUACCAGCCGGGGAGCAUGCUGUCUCUGGCCCCCACCAAAGGACUGCUGAACGAGCCGGGCCAGAACAGCUGCUUCCUCAACAGCGCCGUGCAGGUACUAUGGCAACUGGACAUCUUCAGGCGCAGCUUGAGGCAGCUACCUGGACACUUCUGUCUGGGGGAGUCGUGCAUUUUUUGUGCAUUAAAGGGCAUUUUCUCCCAGUUCCAGCACAGUCGGGAGCGUGCCUUGCCCUCUGACAACCUGCGUCACGCCUUGGCAGAGACCUUUAAGGACGAGCAGCGCUUCCAGCUGGGCUUCAUGGAUGAUGCCGCAGAGUGCUUUGAGAACAUACUGGAGAGGAUUCACCUGCACAUUGUGCCUGAGGAGACGGAUGCCUGCACUUCCAAGUCUUGCAUUACACAUCAGAAGUUUGCGAUGUCGCUUUAUGAGCAGUCUGUGUGCCGUAGCUGUGGGGCAUCCUCCGACCCGCUGCCGUUUACAGAGCUGGUGCAUUAUGUCUCCACCACCGCACUCUGUCAACAGAUGCUUCAGCGCAGAGACGAGUCUUUUGGGGAACUGUUACAAGCAGCGAGUACGAUAGGGGAUCUUCGUAACUGUCCGAGCAACUGUGGCCAAAGGAUCAAGAUCAGACGAGUCCUCAUGAACUCCCCGGAAAUAGUUACCAUUGGUUUUGUCUGGGACUCUGAUCAGUCAGACCUGACCGAGGAUGUUAUCCGCUCACUGGGGCCUCAUCUCAGUCUCUCUGCGCUCUUCUACAGGGUGACAGAUGAACAUGCCAAAAAGGGAGAGCUGCUGCUCGUGGGAAUGAUUUGCUACUCCAGCCGCCACUACUGUGCCUUCGCCUUCCACACCAAAUCCUCCAAAUGGGUCUUCUUUGAUGAUGCAACAGUGAAAGAGAUUGGCUCCCGGUGGAAAGAUGUGGUCAGCAAAUGUAUCAAAGGUCACUUCCAGCCUCUCCUCCUUUUUUACUCCAACCCUGACGGGAGCGCUAUCACCACGGACGAUGCCUCGAGACAGAACAGCAGCCACUACAAGACCCCCGUCAACGGGGAAGUGCAAGGCUUUGAGUCUCCAGUUUCAGCCCCCAAGAAGCUGGACCUCACCAGAGAGAACCUGAAUGCUCUGUUGGGCCACGAUUCCUUCAAACAGAAGACCCCUUCGACCUUCAGCAGGGGUAGUGCUCAGACCAGCGGAGGACGGGGACCAGUGAAAAUCGGCGAUCCCAGGAGUCGCUUAAAGGAGCUUUCUCGAGAAGUUGCCCAGAGAGUAGGAGAGGUUCGAGGGAUGCAUACGACCAGGAGAGAGCCGGACAGGAGCGGUCCGCGGAGGCCGGAGACCCGCCACAGAGAUCCAGGUCAGGACAGGAUCUACUCCCGCUCUGCCUCCCCUCCAGAGAACGGCUUCAAACAACACAUGGAGACUCGACUGUACAGCAGCCAAGGAAAAGGUCCCAUUCGGGCCGAGCGAACGCCGCAGCUCGGUGGCCGGUCCCCCCACGAACCCUCCCGCUCCCACUCCAGGGUCCAAGUGCUGCCCAGUGUGCCCACAAUAAGUAGUGGGCACCACAGCCGGAGACUGGAGCACCUGUCCAACGGGUACGACACCGACAGCAGCCAAGACUCCCGGGAGCGCUCUGGAAGCGCAGGCCGUAGUAGGUCCAGUCGGCCGUGGAAGCCCAUGCGGGAGGCGCUGAACGUGGACAGCGUUUUGAGCGGCGGAAAUUCAGUAAGUCAAGAGCGAAGGCAGCACAGCCCUCGGAGAAGACCCAGUAGUCAGUCGCCCUCGCGUGACCGAGAGCGAGACAGGGAUUACACGUGGGGAGGCCGGGAAGAACGGAAACCCAAGAGCCUGAUGACCAUCUAUGAGGACGAGCAGAGGCACGAAACCGGUGGCAGCCGAAGCUCGCUGGACUCAGAUGGCCGAGGGGGACACAGCGACAAGGACAGAUCUAAGGGCUCGGCGACGCUUAAAGUCCGCAAUGACAACUGGAAGAUCCAGAGAACUGAAUCUGGAUAUGAAAGCAGUGACAGGCUCAGCAACGGCUCAGCAAAUCUCGACUCACCUGUUGUGGAGAACCUGUCUUCCAAGGACCUCCGGCCCAUACCCGAGCUGCAUCUGAUGAGGGAUCAUUUUCCUCAGAGAAGAAGUGAUGACUUUAAGGCCGACAUGUUGCACUCCACGUUUUCUGCUGAUGAACAAGGAAGAAAAUCUCCAGAUCCGCAAGACGCCAACAUCCUAUCUGGGCAACCCAUACAAAGAAAAAGAGCCUUCCGAUACACGCCGGGGAUCCUGGAGAGGAACAGCGGCCUGGACAGCGAGCGGGAGGACAACGUGGACGGCAGCCCUGUGAGCCCCGUGCCUCCUUACUUAGCUAAAACCAGCAGUUCUGAGUGGAACAGCUCCGACGACCUUGCUGGACCUUUCUCUGAACAAGAAGAGACUGGCAGCGGCCACACGGACCAUUUCUCGCACAACUACCCCCCACCUUUACCCCCCAAGACUUUUGGCAGCGGCCACCCAGACCCAUCUGGCGUCCACUCCCUGCCACCAGAGGUGCCAGCACGGUUGAGCCCCCGCAAUGAACCCAAAAAUGGCCUGUCCCCUCUCUCGCACACCACCCUCCGGCGGUGGAUUGAGACGCCCGCCGAGCACAGGCUUUCAUCCGACGCCAGCUCCAAGUCGGGGUCGUCGGACCAGGACAGGAACGAUCUGUCGGCCAGCGAGAGCGACGAGAGGUUACCCAGCCCAAAGCCCGGACACGACGACGGUACGGACUCCCCCUCUCUGACGGACAUGGUUCUUCCCACCACUUACUUUUCUGUGGAUAACUGUAUGACAGACACGUACCGGGCCAAGUACCACAAGAGGCCGGCCUUGUACAUGAGAGCCGAGGACCACACGUCAUCGGGGGAGAGCGAUGUCGAAGGGAGGGGGUUACCUUUGCCAGAUCCACUAGAGCCUUCCAAAAGCAGAACAGAAUCAGGUUAUUCUACAACUAAGACUACUGCAAAGUGGAAUCCAGUCACUCAGAAAGGACUCGAUGAGCACGGGUUCCUAUGACUCCUACCAACGACCCCGUGACUGGACGCCAAAAGGAAUCGUUAUGCACUACGACUGCUGCACAGUUUGACUCCUUCCAACGGGGAUGUGUGCUUUCUCUCGUCACGCAGGAAAGUUGGACACGAAACUGGAUGCCAAAGAGAUUGUUUCAAAAGAAAUUAAAAGAACGGCAGGUGUCUUCAGUUUAGCUAUCCGGCUCCUAAAAAGCUCUGGAUAGUGAAUUUGCACAGUAGAGAGUGUAGAAAGGUACAAAAAGAAUCAUGCCUGAAACAUUAUGCUGGUAAAGGUUCGCAAAGAAUGUGUCACAUAAAGCCACUUUACCACACAAGAGAUUAAGAGAUUUAUUUCACAUGCAGAAAAACAAACGCUGUUCCUUGCAGUUCUCGCGCAUCUUAUGGAAUGCUUUACUCCCGUUUCAGUGUUAUGAGGUGUCUGCCCGAUUUCCGUCUGUCUUGGACACCUGCCUUUCAGUGGGUUUUGAUGAGCUGUAGUCAGAACUUGGGUAUUUCUUUUUGUAGAUUUCGGAAGUAAUCAUGGGCACACUUUUGGCACGGCUUUAAAAAAUGGAUCCCAAGGAUCCGCGUGAAUGUGAAUCUCCAGGACGCCCACGUUGGUUCUCGGCUGAUGUCUUUGCACAAUUGUUAAAGUGGAGGAAAAAAAAAAAGCUAACAGACUUCGGUUCUUGUUUGUACGUGGAGCUUAAUGACCUCUGCAAAUAACCAGCAUCGGUUUUUCUUCUAUCUGCCUCUGUCAAACUUUCUCCAGAGGAGGUGCGAUAAAACCAAAAUAACUCGCCCGUGAGCGUUUCCAGGAGUUGUAAGGUGAUGGGUACACAUGUUGAAUCAAUCGCUCGUCUUGCAGAGAAGUGCGCGGCACAUCCCCGUCUCCUCACAUGCACACCUGCACAUAUCCCAUCAUCUUUACAUAUUUACUGUGUCUCUGUGUCUUUGCACUGUGUUUCUCGUUUAUUAUUAUGUUUUUAUUUUUACACUCCUCGCGGUUAUAUUAUUUUCGUCCGUAGAAGAAUCAGUUUAAUUUCUCAGUCGUUUCUUAAAAAUAGCUCCUGUUAGAUGCAAGUCUGCGCUGGUGGGACGCGAACAUGUCACAGUGUAGUCGCGUCGGAACAGAACAGACGGCUCUUCUUGUUUUGUGUUUUGUUUUUUUUGAAGGGGGUUAUUAAUAAUAUGUUGUAACUUUGGCUAGUUUACUAUUUUCGGUUCAGAUGUUAUAUAUAUAUAUAUAUAUAUAUGCAGCAGACUAAUGCACAGUGCCUUUUGUAUUUUUCUAUGUCAAGGCAAGAUUGAAUUGGAGCCAUGAUUUGUACAAUUGUUUGAUUUUAAAGAAUUUUUGUAACAUUUAAUUUUAUUUUUAUUGAUUGUUAAGAAUAAACGAUUUUAUUUAACCAUA